AUGGCCCCUACGACCACAUCUCCAAGACUGUCAAGGAUAUCCAUAUUCUACCUCAUCACCUCAGCAAUCACCUCAGUAAAUGCAUCAGUUCUCUUCCAUCGACAGGCACCAACAUGCGGAGGAAACCAAAAUCUCCAACAAUGCGGAACUGGCUUCCCCUCCUCAUUCUGCUGCCCAAAAGACACAACCUGCAUGUCUCUCAACAGCCCCUCUGUGCAAUCAGUCAUCUGUUGCCCAUCAGGACAAGACUGCGCUUUCAUCCAAACUAUCACCUGCGACAUCAAUCAACUAAACGCCACCUUGCAUCCCGACAACCAAAUGCACCUCGCUGAGACAAACGGUGUCGACCUGCCAAAGUGUGGCGACAAGUGCUGUCCCCUGGGUUAUACCUGCAAGGGCGGCAUGUGCUCCAAAGACUCUACAACAUCGCCAUCAGCAUCAGCAUCGCCAACAUCGAUCACGGGACCGACCUCUUCCGCGACAAACCCAGCCUCUGCCUCUCAAACCUCCAACUGCCCCGUUGCAGCACCCAUCCAAACCUCGCAAGGCUUCGACGGUCGUUCCUUUGCAGCCGGUUUCUUUCCCGGUAUAGUACUUGGCGCGCUCAGCACCAUCGGGUUGAUCUGGGCAAUCAAGAAGCGCCGUGAGUCGCAGGCAAAAGCGCGGUAUUCAGGCGAUUUCGGUCACGUAGCACGCCAAAUCAGCGAUCCCAUCUAUGAUCCCAUGCACGCAGCGCGAACGGAUUUCAUGCGACGAGGAUCGCAGUCCGCACAACCCAGUCCAAACUCGACUGACAAGAUCAUAACGGGCAUGAAGAACAAUGGAGCUGCUACUGCAGGAGGCGCAGGUCUCACCCCACGGAUAAAAAGCAUGUGGGACCGCACGCCGAAACUAAACUUUGGCUUCGCAACAGGCUUGCCGGCGAAUCCAGCGCCUCCUCCACCCGCCGUGCGCGCUGGUAACAACAACGUCGAUCCAUACACCACGCCCCGUCAAACGCCUCGUCGCAAACACUCCAAACACUCCUCUCGCCAUACUUCUUCUUCUCACCGCCACCACCGCCACCACGACGAUAAUCGCCUCGAACCUACCCGCAGCGGCAGCCAGGAGACGAUCGAUGUCCUCAUGCCCGCCCCGGGCUUCCUCGAACCUCCCAAGCCGCCUGGUAUGCGCGAGAAUAGGUUCACGUCGGAUAGUAGUAAUACCACCUUUACCAAGUUGAUGGAGAGGGCGGGGUUUGAUGAGCGCGGACAGCAGGAAGUCCGGGACUACCGGGCACCGAGGUAAUAAGUCUGGACGAUUUAUUGUUCGAGAGAAUUCACUCUGCUGGUGAUGCUGAUGGCUUGUUGCUUUUUUCGGUAGUGGAUUCUGUUUAUACAUUCUUUCUUUCCUCUUGUUACUUAGCGCUGGCGUUGGAUGCUCUUUAUUAGGGUAGGAGGCUUUGGGCUUUUUUUGAUUCUGCUUGGCCACAUGCGUUUGGAGUUUUUGCGUACAUGAUACCACACAGGCAGGCCUGCCUCACUCGCUUUGAAUCGAUGAAUCUCAUUCCAUCAAUAUAGUUUGCACGAUCUAUAAU
Molecule: messenger RNA, 1576 nt
Organism: Cucurbitaria berberidis CBS 394.84
Lineage: Eukaryota; Fungi; Ascomycota; Dothideomycetes; Pleosporales; Cucurbitariaceae
Exons: 1
Coding region: 1-1287 (428 amino acids)
Source: RefSeq, a predicted model, not a curated record